Messenger RNA from Branchiostoma belcheri (Belcher's lancelet), 715 nucleotides. RefSeq lists its product as uncharacterized. The record is from RefSeq and is a predicted model, not a curated record. The transcript has 3 exons. Bases 176 to 715 code for a protein of 179 amino acids. Lineage: Eukaryota; Metazoa; Chordata; Leptocardii; Amphioxiformes; Branchiostomatidae.
GAGAUUUGCAGGGACCAAGCGUCAUUUCCGGCCACUUGUGACGCCGCCAUCUUGCUUUGGGUUGGAAACUUGCGUACCUGUGGUUCGGCUGGAAAUCUGUCCUGCCACGGGUUUUACAGGCUUUAUCCAGUCCAUACAGAAGAAGAAGGAUUUCCCCGGAACCAGUAGGGGCGCUAUGAACAACGAAGCCGGUAGAGGUGGUGGUGAUGAAGCUGUGAACUUGCUGGAUGACAUCCUGUGCCUGUCUGGGGAAACCCCUGCUGAUGACGAUCUCUUCAUGGAAAACAAGGACAAAGCCGAGGGCGCCAAGAAAGGUAUGACAGGAAAGUCAGGAAGACUGAAACACAGGAAAGCAGCUGGGACCACACGGGCCCAGAGGUCCAACAACGCUGCAGACAAGUCUCCCCGCCAAAAGAUGGAAGCACCGGGAGACGACAAGACUGCAGAAGUGCCCGGGAAGACACUUGUAGGCGGUAACUCAGCGAACAAAGAGACACUCGGAGGGAGUGAGAGGAAGAAGGGUCCCGGGCGUGGAAGGAAGGCCCGAGAAAAUAAGAAAAACGUAGAAACCAGUCAGGAGAGUGACAAGGAGAAGAAACAAGAGAUGGAAAAGCCAGAGAGAGAAGCAGCUAAAGUCAAGCAGAAAGAGAAAGAUGUUAGUAAGCAGCUUCUUGACAGGGCCCAGACAGAGGGUAAGUUAUCUGGUGUUAUUUAG